Molecule: messenger RNA, 1326 nt
Organism: Suillus fuscotomentosus
Lineage: Eukaryota; Fungi; Basidiomycota; Agaricomycetes; Boletales; Suillaceae
Exons: 5
Coding region: 1-1326 (441 amino acids)
Source: RefSeq, a predicted model, not a curated record
AUGCGUAGUUCCACUGGAUAUACGCCACACCAUGCCCACUAUGGCUCGGAGCGUGAUCGUUGGGCAAAAUUAUCCUAUGCUCCUCCUCCAUCUCAAACAAUCUCACUCGAAAUUUUGGCUGUUCAUGAGGGAGGUAGCCGGAAGAAGGGUGGGCGUGGUACACCUUUCGGGAGUAUCUGUGAAGGAAAAAAGGAUAUAGACGCUCAAAUUGACGCCCCAGGUCUCAUGCAAAUAGCCCUUGAUACUGUUUAUCUGAAGAUUCAAUCAUUCUGUCCUGCCUUUCAGUGGCAGUAUGAAGAAUUUGUCAUCCGAGACUCACGAUGGGAUGAGGCUACCCACCAAGCUCCAAUGGCUACUACAGCUAUCUCUGAAGCCUCCUUUGAUGUCUUCCAGGGCGAAGACUACCUUGCCACUGAGGUACCACUUCCUGAAGUUCCCUUAAAGAGGACCCACCUCCGUACAGCCAGUAGCCUUAGUUCUACAUCCUCAUCUACAUCACCACCGCUAAAGAAAGCUGCUUCUGCCAAUAUCUUUCGGUCACCUGAUCGUAAUGAGUUGAAAGAAGCACUCCGAUCUGGCGGAAUAGCAAAUGUAGAUGUGCAGAGUGUGUAUGACCUACAGAACGAAAAUGUCCAGCUGUACUGGAUUGCUACUCGCCCAAUGUCCGAAAUUCUGGAAAAUAGCAAGUAUCAGUCGUUCACAUUGCAUACUGCAGAAUUGGCAACUGGGCAAAUGACAGUCGACACAUCCUCUGCCAAUCUCAUCGGCCAAGGUGGAUUCAAGACUGCCCAUCCUGGGUGGUUAACACUCGCGUUACACAUUCCUACAACUGGACUAGGUUCAAUCCCACAUCAGAAAGUCGUAGUCAAGAGACCUUUCAUCAAGAUAUUUUCUCCAAAUGGACCAUCGGCAGGCACAUACAAAGUUGGAUGUUACGCUGUGGCCGACAAAUUGUCUAAGCAGUUCAAGGAAGCCAAUGUCCUGUACUGGGCAAAUUUGUUGUUAGAUCUCACCUAUGCAUUCGUUAACCAUUGUGUUGCAGCCUCGUCAAACCCCCCUCCUUUUGAGAUUCCACGUCUUCAUUUUAUUCAUGCUGGACUCACACUAUCCUUCCUACCUGGCCAGAUGAUCAUUACUAAACCAGAGGAACUUAUUCCGGGUGGGCCAGACGCCUUCGUGAAAUUCAUUCACAACACAGACUGCGAUCCUCUCCUUGAUCCUGGCAAGGACAGGUACAGUACAGCACUUUUCUUGGCAUUUACUCAACAUGUUCAGUAUGAGAAGACCGGUGGAUUGGCAUAUAUCUUCGACUAUCAGGGUGUGUAA